AUGGCAAGCUCAUCAAUCGAUCCUCCUCCUCCACAUGCUUUAGCACAAAUACAAGAAGACAUAAAGUACUUAUAUGCAUCAAAUACUAAUGUUUCUAACUUUGUGUCUGUGAAGCUUUCCGGCUACCGUAAUUACCAUCCGUGGAAGACACAGAUGUUUUCCCUCAUGGAGACUUACAAUUUGUACGGCAUUGUAGAUGCAACAUUUAUGGGUCCAAGAGGUUUGAGCCCAGAGAUGGAGAAACAAUAUAAUAUUCUUGUCAAAGGUUGGAUCUUGGCUUCAAUUAGCGAAGAGCUCCUUGGCACUGUUGUUGAUCUUGAUUGUGCCAAAGAUGUCUGGGAGAAACUGAAAUCAUUCUAUGAUACAACCGCAAUUCCAGUUUAUGAAGAACUUUCGCUCAAUCGAAAAAAGAAGCAGAAACAGAUAGGAGAUAAAGUUUCGUCAGAAGAGAAUAUCACAAUUUCAUCCGAAAUACAAACAGUCGAUGAAGACAUAAAACGAAAAGGAAAAAACAAGAUCAUACGCAACAUGAAGUUGCGUCAAGCUAUUGCGGAAGGAAAUUGGAGGGAAGUGGAGUCCAAACUAUCAUCGGGUAAAGGCGCAGACACAGAGCACAUAGACAGUGAUGGGAACACCAUGCUUCAUAUAGCAGUUGGAUUACGUCGUAACCGUAUACUCAGAAAUAUAUUAGAGUAUACAGACGAAGUAAACUUACUGAUAAUGAGAAAUUUUGAUGGAAACACAGCCCUGCACAUAGCUGCAAUCGUUGGCAACACAAAAGCAGCAUCGCUCUUGGUAAAAAAAAACAGAAGAUUGUUGGAAAUUCCAGACCAUAAAGGUGAAAUACCUUUGGACAAAGCUUAUGAAAAUAUGCAUCUUGACACCAUAGAAUAUUUGUUGAACGCUGCGAAUGCUGUCGAUGGAAAAUCCAAGAAAAAGUUUUUUCCUUUAGAGGAUUCUGUUAGCCCUGGUGUAAAAGUAGGCGUUAACCUUCUUGUUAAUGCUGUUACUGCAAAGCAAUAUGACUUAGCAACACAGUUAGUCAAGAAGUCUCCUGAAUUUGUUGUGGAAAAUGAUAAUAUACUUCUGGCAAUUACUAGAACUUUUCCGAUGGGGCUGGAUUACUGGGAAAUGCUUAUAUAUCCAAAUUUGGGUGAUAUUUGUGAAAGGAUAGUCAUGAGAGCCAGGGACUCGUUUAAAGUAUUAGUAUACUACUGCAAAGACAUGAUGUGUAUAAUAGAAGAUGUACAUGAUGACGUGAUCUUUGGUAGUAGACAACUGCUACUAUACUUCACAAUGAGAGGUGAGCUACUGAUAUAUAACCUUCAAAUACAACCCCAGAAUUUAUCACAUAGUUGACAUCACAAAUGAAUGUUUUCUGCUUAUGCAGGUCCAUUAGCC
Lactuca sativa (garden lettuce) is the source of this 1401-nucleotide messenger RNA. RefSeq lists its product as uncharacterized. The record is from RefSeq and is a predicted model, not a curated record. Gene Ontology annotation, molecular function: protein binding. NCBI's taxonomy places the organism in Eukaryota, Viridiplantae, Streptophyta, Magnoliopsida, Asterales, Asteraceae.